AUGCUCUCGAGAUUCAUUUCUCGAGCGGUAUUUCAAAUCUCUUCUGCUCGAUUGGCUAUUCCUGCCAUACCUCAUCGACUACAAAGUUCUACAUCAAAUUCAAAUUCAAAAUCAAAUAAUCAACAGAUAUCUCCAAGUUCUGCAGUAAAAGAAGUUCAUGAGAAUGAAAGUUUUCUAAAUAAUCGUGAUGCAGCACAAGCUAUCGCUGAUGAAGAAACAAUUGAUAGUGUUGAGCAAGCAACAAGCACUCGUGCUGAAAUGAUUAGUCUAGCUAUGAAAAAUUAUCUAAUGAAAUCAAGAGAAAAACAAAAAGUUCUCGAUGAAAAAAAUUAUGAAUUUGAAAUUGGUCGAAGACAUUUAGCAAAAAUUAUGGGUGAAGAUCCUGAAGGAUUUAAUCAAGAAAAAAUUGAUGACGCAUUGAACUAUUUGCUUCCAUCGGGCUUACUCGACGAACGUGCUCGACCAAAGAUGAGACCACCUGAAGAAUUGUAUCCGAAGGAAAAAGCCGUACAAUUCGAUAAAGCUGGUAGACCAUUUCAUUUUCUCUAUUACACAGCUAAACAAAACUAUUACGAUGUUUUACAUAUGGUUGCUAAUAGAAUCGAGGAGCUUAAAAAAGCUGAAGUUGCUCUGCUUGCAUCUGGUCUUGAACCAGAUUAUAGUCAAAAUGAUGAAUUCAAUUAUACGCAAUGGGAAAGUAAAGAAAUAUUUGAACAACGUUUCUUAGAAAAACUUGAUGAUGAACAAUAUAAAACAUUAAUUACAUGUUUAAAUCGUCUUGUGAAAAAUCCAAUGGCAUACACAAUAAAAGAUUAUAUUAAUUCUUUUCGAACAAAAUUAGCUGAUACAAUAAGUAAACAACAUAUUGAACCAGUAAAAAAGAAAUUUUUCUAA
Messenger RNA from Rotaria socialis, 894 nucleotides. NCBI's taxonomy places the organism in Eukaryota, Metazoa, Rotifera, Eurotatoria, Philodinida, Philodinidae. The record is from the annotation of a GenBank genome assembly.